This is a messenger RNA of Hymenoscyphus albidus, 464 nucleotides long. Lineage: Eukaryota; Fungi; Ascomycota; Leotiomycetes; Helotiales; Helotiaceae. The record is from the annotation of a GenBank genome assembly.
AUGUCAACACAUAUGUCCUCUCGUUUUGUGAACGGCGACCAAAAUGCACAGCAGAACGAUAUCAGAAUGUUGAGAGUCGUGGCAUGGCAAAUCUUGGUGAUGCAGGAACGAAUCCCGAAUUGCUACACACUACUGAUGCGGCAUGUGAGCUCGCCUUACGAAAACGGGGCGAAAAACCAACUGCAAAGGCAAGAAAUCCAUGAGUGGGCUGCCCCCUCGACCAGUAAACUGAACCCAAAAUCCCCGAGACACCAGACGUUCCUGAGGAUCUGGUGCCUGAGUGGAUUUACCCGGUUCGUGGUGACCAGGAUGAGAUGCCCUGCUGGUGGAUGCUGAACUCCCUCCGAACCACUCGGUAUGUUUCUUGGGGGAAAUCUCUGCAAAAUCCGUGCUGGUUGGAUCCAUGUAUGGAGAACUGUGUAGACCAGGCAUCCAAGGAGAGAAAGGACAAGAGAAGGGCGUGA